CCACCCUCCACCUCUCUCUAAAAAUCCAGAGGCUUCGCCCCUCAUCUCGAGCCUUUCGGCCAAUUCCCCAAUCGGACCAAACCCUAGAAGCCAUAGAUUCGAUCGGAGAUUUGGCAUGGAAAUGUCAGAUCCCACAGCCGCCGUGAUCCCCAAGCCCGACGGCGGCGACGACGAGUCGGUGGAGAUCCGGGAGGUGUGGGCGGACAACCUCGAGGAGGAGUUCGCGCUCAUCCGCGACGUCGUCGACGAGUUCCCCUUCGUCGCGAUGGACACGGAGUUCCCGGGCAUUGUCUGCCGCCCCGUCGGCGCCUUCCGCUCCCCGGCGGACUACAACUACGCCACCCUCAAGGCCAACGUCGACAUGCUCCACCUCAUCCAGCUCGGCCUCACCUUCUCCGGCCCGCGUGGCGAGCUGCCGGCACUCGGCGCCGACCGCCGCCGCUGCGUCUGGCAGUUCAACUUCCGCGAGUUCGACGACGCGCGCGACAUCUUCGCAUCCGACUCCAUCGAGCUGCUCCGUCGUAGCGGCAUCGACUUCCGCCGCAAUGCCGAGCGCGGCGUCGAUGCACGGCGGUUCGCGGAGCUCCUCAUGUCCUCCGGCGUUGUGCUCAACGAUUCGGUAUACUGGGUUACCUUCCACGCGGGAUACGACUUCGGCUAUCUGCUGAAGAUCCUCACCUGCAACAGUCUACCAGACACGCAAGCCGGAUUCUUCAAGCUGAUGAAGAUAUAUUUCCCAACCGUGUACGACAUCAAGCACCUCAUGAAGUUCUGCAACAGCUUGCACGGUGGGCUGAAUAAGCUCGCUGAACUGCUCGAUGUGGAGCGUGUUGGGGAGUCCCACCAGGCUGGGUCUGAUAGCCUGGUCACAUCCUGCGCGUUCUGGAAGCUCAAGGAUUCAUUCUUCGCCGGCUCAACAGAGAAAUAUGCAGGCGUGCUGUAUGGGCUCAAUGCAGAGAAUGGUGUUAGUGCACACUGAGGGAUGGUACUCUCUUUGAAUUUUAGCAUUGUGAAUGGAUUGAUUUAGGGCGGAAAAGGUGACAAGUGUGGAAGAGGGCGCAGUUAAAACCAAUUCUGUAGGUUAAGUCUGUCUUGCUCAGUUCCACCUCAUUUGGAUGUAAUGCCAAUGUAGUGUUCUUCAGUUACUCCUUGUUGAAAUAGUUAUUUCUCUUUCAGCUUUCA
Setaria italica (foxtail millet) is the source of this 1182-nucleotide messenger RNA. Its product is annotated as probable CCR4-associated factor 1 homolog 7. Gene Ontology annotation, molecular function: poly(A)-specific ribonuclease activity; nucleic acid binding. Gene Ontology annotation, cellular component: P-body; CCR4-NOT complex; CCR4-NOT core complex. Bases 116 to 979 code for a protein of 287 amino acids. The record is from RefSeq and is a predicted model, not a curated record. The transcript has a single exon. Lineage: Eukaryota; Viridiplantae; Streptophyta; Magnoliopsida; Poales; Poaceae.